AUGAGAACAGGAUAUGUAGCACUUGUUUUGUGUUUAAACAUUGGUGUUGAUCCACCAGAUGUUAGGAAAAUAUCUCCUUGUGCAAGGACGGAGUGCUGGAUAGAUCCAUUUUCUAUCACAACUGCAACGGUAAAUAAAACAAUUGGGAACUCUUUGCUUGGCCAAUAUAAACGAUGGCAACCCAAACAGGCACAUUAUGAGCUUCAAAUUGAUCCAACAGUGGGUGAAGUGAAGAGAAAAUGUAAUAUGUGCCGCUUGAAUGCCAAUUCUGAUAGAGUUCUCUUCCAUUAUAAUGGACAUGGUGUACCAAAACCAACUGCUAAUGGUGAAAUUUGGGUUUUCAAUAAGGGUUGCACACAGUACAUUCCCUUGUCAGUUAGUGAUUUAGAUUCCUGGUUGAAGACACCAUCUAUCUAUGUUUUUGAUUGCUCUGCUGCGGGAAUGAUUGUCAAUGCUCUUACAGAGCUCCAAGAGUGUAAUUUGAGUGGUCCAUCUUCAUCUUCCAUGAAGGACUGCAUUCUUCUUGCAGCCUGUGAAGCACAUGAAAGUCUUCCUCAACAUGCUGGUUUGCCUGCAGAUGUGUUCACUUCCUGUCUCACGACGCCAAUUAAGAUGGCAUUGAGUUGGUUCUGCCCACGUUCAUUACUUAGAGAUGCUUUUGACCCAACAAUCAUUGAUAAAAUUCCAGGCCACCCAAAUGAUCGAAAAUCUCUUUUGGGGGAGUUGAAUUGGAUAUUUACAGCAGUGACGGACACUAUUGCUUGGAAUGUUCUCCCUCAUGAUACUUUCCAGAGAUUAUUUAGGCAAGACCUUUUAGUUGCGAGUCUUUUCCGAAACUUUCUGCUUGCUGAAAGAAUUAUGCGAUCGACAAAUUGUUCACCAAUUUCUUACCCCUUGUUGCCUCAAACACAUUGGCAUCACAUGUGGGACGCAUGGGAUAUGGCAGUUGAAACUUGCCUUAAGUUAUUUGUCAAAGAGCCUGAAGCUGAAUUUCAGCCAAGCUCAUUUUUUGAUGAACAACUAACAGCUUUUGAGGUAUGGCUCGACUUUGGGUCCCAACAUAAGAAGCCACCAGAGCAAUUGCCAAUUGUUCUUUGGGUUUUGCUCAGUCAAAGUCAUCGAUUCCGAGCACUGUUCCUUCUUGGAAGAUUCCUUGAUAUGGGUCCCUGGGCUGUGAAUCUGAUCUUGUCAGUUGGAAUUUUUCCAUAUGUGCUCAAGUUGCUUAAAACACCAGCAGCAGACCUGAGACAAAGUCUUGUAUUCAUAUGGACAAAGAUCCUUGCAUUUGAUAAGUCAUGUCAGGUUGAUUUGGUAAAGGAUGGAGGGCACUUUUAUUUCAUCAAAUUUCUUGAUAGCAUUGAUGCAAAUCCUGAACAGCGAGCAAUGGCUGCAUUUGUUUUGACUGUCAUUGUGGAUGGGCAUAGACAGGGACAGGAAGCUUGUGUUAAUUCUGAUCUUAUACACCUGUGUUUGAGGUAUCUUCAACCAAAUGAUAUCCAAACUGAGCCUCUUCUUCUUCAGUGGCUUUGCCUCUGUCUAGGAAAGCUCUGUGAGGAUUGUCCUGAGGCGCGAGUUAUAGCUUUGCGAGCAGAUGCACUGAAGUUACAUGAGCUAUUGUCAGAUCCCCAACCUGAGGUUAGGGCUUCUGCUACUUUUGCAUUAAGUAACUUACUUGAAAGUGGAUCUGACUCAUGUGAAGAUUGGAGUGAAAUUAGUGAAGAAAUUCAGGACAACAAGAAGGUGAAGGAUGAAGUUAGUAUAGUUCAGAGCCUUCUGGCUGUUGUUUCAGAUGGGAAUCCACUGGUUAGAUUGGAGGUUGCUAUAGCUCUUGCCCGUUUUUCUUUUGGCCACAAGCAGUACUUGAAGUUGGCUGCUGUUACAUUGGGAAAGCACUCUAAUACCAUUCUGGGUUUACCACCGUUGUUAGCAAACCUUGAGAGUUCAUCUAGUGGCUCUACUGGCGGAAGCUGCUGCAAGCCGCAUGGGCUUAUCAUUCCUACCCAAAUUGGUUCCUUGUUGAUUGGUGGUCGCUAUAACACUGCCAUGAGUCAUUAUGACAGGGUCUCUUCCAGUGAUCCUGCCACAACAGGAGUAAUGUCUGGUUCUCCAGAGUCAGAAUAUUCAUCUCAUAACUCUGAUUUGGAAAUAUUUAAUGACCGUUUUAGUAAUAUGGCCCUUGGCUAUUUGAGGCCAAAACCACUUGAUGAAAGAAUAUACUGUCAAUGUGUUUUAGCAUUGUGUUCUUUAGCCAGGGACCCAUCACCACAUAUUGCUGGUAUUGGUAAACAGAUACUAACGCAAGUUGGUAUUGAUCAAGUUGCAUUUAAGGCAAUAUGGUAUGGUGGAGGCAACAAUCGUUUGAGUGAUAUUGGUGCAUCUUUACCGGCAUCAAGCAGCCAUGCCAGACUAGCAAGGUCUUCUUUGGGGUUGGACCUGUCAGCAGGUCAAUUACCUCGGAGGUUGGGAAGUACUUCUGCUAUUCCCCCUCAGCAACGUCAUUUCACAGGGAUGCGAAGAGUUCUUUCUGGGCCUCACCUGGCAAAUUCACAGAACUUGGGAUUGGCUGAUCCAUUGUUGGUUUCUGGUGAAUUGAGCAGCAUUUUAGAGCGCAAUUUACUUUCGCAUUCAGCUAUUUACAAAUGGAGUUGCAACCAUUUUUCAAGGCCAAUUCGUAAUACAAUAGAUGAUGAUGAAGAAAUUUUGAGUAGAAGAGAAGAGAGAGAGAAAGUAGCACUAGAUUGCAUGAUGAAAUGGCAGCGUUUCUCUGUUGGCAAGCUCAAUAAACAAAUUGCAUGUUGGGAUACAAAUUUUAAGUUGGGCACAAAAGCAGCUUUGUUGGACCCAUUUUCUCCUGUUGUAAUUGUUUCAGAUGAAACCGAGCAGAUCAGGGUGUGGAAUUAUAAAGAAGAUAUAGUGCUUAAUAGUUUUGACAACCACAAUUUCUCCAAUAAAGGCGUGUCAAAGCUUUGCCCUAUGAAUGAAUUUGAUGACAGCUUGCUUCUUGUUGCCUCACGUGAUGGAAAUGUUCGUAUAUGGAAGGAUUAUACGUCAAUGGGUGAUCAGAAGCUUGUCACUGCAUUCUCUUCGAUUCAAAGCAUUGGACCUGCAUUCCAAAAUGUUGGCACUGUAGUGGAUUGGCAACAGCAGUCUGGAUAUCUAUAUGCAUCUGGGGAGAUAUCUUCCAUCAUGCUCUGGGACAUGGACAGGGAGCAGUGUAUAAAGUCUAUUCCUUCAUUGUCAGAAGUUGGCAUCUCAGCAUUGUCUGCCUCUCAAGUUCACAAGGGUCAGCUUGCGGCUGGUUUUAAGGAUGGUUCUGUUAGACUAUAUGACAUCCGUACCCCUGACAUGAUGGUUGGUACAGCACAGCUGCAUAUUCAAGGAACGGGUAGAGUUGUUGGACUAGGGUUUCAACCUGGUUUAGAUCCAUUAAAGAUUGUAAGUGCAUCUGAUGCUGGAGACAUUCAGUUUCUCGAUUUAAGAAACAGAAACAAUCCGUACCUAUCUAUUCACCCUUACACGAGUUCACUCACAGCAUUUGUCAUUCAUCGCCAUGCCCCUAUUAUUGCUAGUGGCUCUGCGAAUCAGCAUAUUGAUGUUUUUGACCUCGACGGUGAUCAACUUAGCUCAAUCAGAUAUCACCAGACCGUGGCUGAGAGGACCAGACAUGUAAGCUGCCUCGCCUUCCAUCCUUAUGAAGCCCUUCUUGUUGCCGGUGCAACCAAUGCUUUUCUCUCCAUAUAUGAUGACGGCUAAACCACCUGCAACAUGAACCUUGUAAACACAGCGUCCUUCAAAUUUGCAUGAGGCUCACUAGUGCAGGCUGGAAAAUUUUCAUAUGGGAUGGGCUUGUAAAAAUCUUGUGUAUAUAUAUAUUAGCUCCACACUAGUGGUUGUAUAUAUCAUAUACAUAGAGAUACGUAGGUCCAACUUGUAAAUACAUUCUCCCCUCUGUGGUUGUGCGGUUGCCAAAGUUGUACAUAAUAUAAAUUUAUAUUGUCAGGUUAGAAAAUGGCAUGAUUAUAUCACAUGAUCUCUUAUGUAUAACUUAAAGAUGUGAACAGUUUGCAAUUGCUUUAACUAUAUGUUGGAUAUUCAUUCAGGAUUUGGUUUUUAGAUAUGUUUGAACCAUCUGUUUCAUAUAUA
This is a messenger RNA of Camellia sinensis, 4143 nucleotides long. The record is from RefSeq and is a predicted model, not a curated record. NCBI's taxonomy places the organism in Eukaryota, Viridiplantae, Streptophyta, Magnoliopsida, Ericales, Theaceae.